AUGGCAUCAUAUGAACCAAAACAACCGACUGUUGCGACAUCCGCAGAAUGGAAGCAGUCUUGGUCAGCACCCAAGGCCGCCCCGGGGAGUGAGGAGCCCUGGACCACCGAAACACCGAUUUGGCAUGCCGUUGUGCGAGGUUUCCAGAUAUUUUUCGGCCUUGUGAUUGCCGGGUUGGCUGGUUAUCUCAUUCAUGGUUAUCUGAUGGACGCUGUCGCGUUUGGUCUUGUUUGUUCGCUGUUCACCUGGAUCAUUUGCAUCUGGUCACUGGUCAGCGAAAAGGUCCUGAGUGCUCGAAAAGCGUAUAAUAUCUGGGCGACUUUGUCUUUGGAUUUCUUCAUGAUCAUCCUUUGGCUGGCCUCCAUGGGUGCAAAUGCGGCGAACCGAGCAAAGUUCACAGUGGAUGUCAAUGUCGAGGGAUGUUACGAUGACGGAAGCAGCAUCAGUGCCCAUCACUGCAUCGUGAGCAAGCGUGAGCUUGUGAAGCGGGGCGCCGUCGCUAACGAAGCUGGUCUCGCCAUGAUGUCUGGUAUCGCCGGUCUGAGUGCCAUCCAAAUGCUCCUCUUCGUCGCAACCUUUGCCUAUAACGCGCAUAAGUUCCGUCUGUACUACCAGGCCAACAAAGGACCCAAGACUACUCACAACGGGGCCCUGGAGAUGAACGCACAACAGACGCCGAUGCUUAGCGUCCAACAAGGAGGACCUGCAUCACCAUCAUACCCACAGUACACCAAUCAGCAAGCAUACCAGCCGCAGGUCCCCGUACAACAGCCGGUAGAGCAGUAUCAACCAACGCCUACAACGUCUCCGGCACCGGGCUCAAUCCCGACCCCAUCCCCACAGCCAUACACAUAUGGACAUGCCGAACAGCAAUAUCCGGGACAGCAGGCUCCCGCUCAGUAUGCUCCGGCUCACCACCCUCCUCAGCAGUAUGCCGAAGCCCCAGAUCACACCCCAGCCCAGUACCAACAAACUACCCAGUCUUACAGCCCCAACACGCAUGAGAUGCCCACUCACUCGCAAGGAUAUUCACAACCUACCUCAUUCCCACAAUGAGACGUAGUGAUUGUGCGAUGGUCGACUCGUGCUGAGGAAUGGCGAGCGAAGUUGGCCCAUACAAGUCAUGAGGCGCGUUGUCUUGGUUGAUGUUUAUUUUGGAUAUCCGGCAAUGAAUGUGUAAGGGGUCCAGGUUUUGAUGCGUGCGGAAUGUCUUGUGCCGUUGGCCGGUGCAUAUCUAUGAUACCUAGCUGGGGAUAGGUAACACCGAGAAGAAUCCAUCUUCAGUCCUGAAACCCUUUUGGAGAAGUUGGGCAUGCUGUGUAGCACCAGAUGGAGGGCCUGUUUCCCACCAUGAUCCAGGAGAUAAUGAUACCACUUUUGAAUUUUGAAUGUUGACAGCUGCAGGGUGUGUUGACUAGCAGAAGCUGAGAUCGAUAUGAUGCGUGUAACAAUACACAACUUCAAGUGCCGUCCUUC
This is a messenger RNA of Neurospora tetrasperma FGSC 2508, 1476 nucleotides long. RefSeq lists its product as uncharacterized. The record is from RefSeq and is a predicted model, not a curated record. The coding region runs from base 1 to 1056 and encodes 351 amino acids. NCBI's taxonomy places the organism in Eukaryota, Fungi, Ascomycota, Sordariomycetes, Sordariales, Sordariaceae. The transcript is spliced from 3 exons. Gene Ontology annotation, cellular component: membrane.